This is a messenger RNA of Aureobasidium melanogenum CBS 110374, 1005 nucleotides long. RefSeq lists its product as uncharacterized. The coding region runs from base 1 to 1005 and encodes 334 amino acids. The transcript is spliced from 3 exons. The record is from RefSeq and is a predicted model, not a curated record. NCBI's taxonomy places the organism in Eukaryota, Fungi, Ascomycota, Dothideomycetes, Dothideales, Saccotheciaceae.
AUGCCUGGAACAUCAUCUUCAUCCGAUACACUCGAACAGUUCAAACGCGCUUUCCGAAAUCUUUUCCGGCGUCGCAAGUUCAACAUCAACGUUCCUGCAGUCGUAAAGCCACAAGCGCCAACGCGUCCAGCACGCCCACGCUCCGCCUCGGCCAUCGCUGCUCCUGAAGUCUUCAACAGCCCAGACACUCCAUCAUGGCCCAUAUUUACUCAGCUACCACAGAGCGGCGGUCUUUACUGUGCUCCCGUUGAGCUUCCGGGUUCGCUUGCACCCCUCCUCCAGCAUCGCUCCAAGUCCGAUGCGGGGCAGCCUGUAUAUCAUUCCGACCUCUUUAGCGAGCUGGACGCCACUUCAAUCCGACGAUUGAGCGUCAUUGGAAGCGAUCUGGCUGAUGAUGAGGACUUGACCGAAGCCUAUAAGGAACUUCAGGCCGAACUGGAUGCCCAGAGAACGUCGCAAAUGGACCAAGAACAAGCCAUAUCAGAACAAUCUACACAAUCAGCCCAUGAGCAACAAUCCCAAACAACAGACGAACACUCGACAGAGAAACCAGCACAGCCAGAAUCUGAAAACUCACAGGAUGAUGCAAUCUUCGAGGAUGCAGAAGAGCAUCUUUCCGAAGACCCUGCAAUCGAUAGUCUUGUAGACCCAGCAAAUAUUGCCCUUCCGGAAGAUUCAGACUCAGGCUUGGAGGACGACAACGUCUCAGUUGAAUCCAAGGCCGAAGAGCUUGCAAGAAAUGACUCAGCAAACGGCGGCAAGGUCUUCCACGACGAUUCUAGCUCUCUCUACAGCACUGAUGAAUCAGAAAUUGACGCCGACUCGACCACAGAUGCAGCUACUGUUUCGACACCUCGCACUGCUUCCUUGCUCAGAGCAGACAUGAUGGAGUAUUUCGACGAAAAGAUUCCAGUACUUUCUGAGCCGCUCCCUCAGGUUUUGCCUCUCAUCCCUGCUCCCGGAAUGGCUGCAACCUCUGGACCUCUUGAAGAAUUCUCAUGGUGA